CUGAUGGUGUCGUGGUUUAAUGUUCUGUGAUUGAGAGGCUGCUUUUCACUUAGAAACACAUUUUUGCUGCAAAGAUGAGCUCCGGAGGAGGAACCCCAUAUAUUGGCAGUCAAAUAAGUUUGAUAUCCAAAGCGCAUAUACGGUAUGAGGGGAUAUUGUCUUCUGUCGACACUGAUCGGUCCACGGUUGCGCUAGCCAAAGUUAGAUCCUAUGGGACAGAGGACCGGCGCGCAGAUAGACCAGUGCCACCCAAAGAUGAAAUGUAUGAAUACAUAAUCUUCAGAGGAAGUGACAUUAAAGAUAUCACUGUGUCCGAGCCUCCAAAACAACACCAUGGACUGCCUCGGGACCCUGCUAUUGUACAGUCAUCCAUGGGCAGCUCUUUGGCUGUGUAUCAUCCCAGGUGGAGUUCAUACAGAGACAUGAUGCCCACCUACAACCAGCUGGCUGCUACGUCUCUACUGAACCAGCAGUACAGUGCAGCACUAGGCCUAGGACUCCAUGGCAUCCCAGCCAGAAGAGCUCCCAUGGUGGAGCAGGCUGUUCAGACCGUGCCUUUGGAUGGGGCGGCCCAGAAAAAAGGAAAGGCUUCUACCCAGCCACAGGACAAACAGCCUGUUCGACCAACACAGCGCUCUGCCGAGGUUCAGAAGGAGAACGUACCCACCAGUCGGACACCAUCUCAGCCAAGUGCAGCCAAGGUUGAAGACCAAGUUGCUGAGAACCAGAAACAAAGGCAAAAACAAGGCAACCGGAGGUCUAGGAACCGAAGCAGAGGCCAACUUCUGGUGAAAAACUCGAAGGCCACCACCUUGCAGUUUGAUUCUGAUUUUGAUUUUGAAACUGCAAAUGCUCAGUUUAAAGAUGAUCUCAAGAAGGAUGUUGUGGUCGAAAAGGUGGAUGCCGAGGAUAACCUGGAUGUGCAGGAGGAAGAGGACACUCAAGGAGAAAAGUACUACGACAAAGCCAAAUGCUUCUUUGACAACAUCUCUUCAGACCUUAAGCCCAGGAGAACCACCUGGGCGGAGGAGAAGAAAAUGAACAUAGAAACAUUUGGAGUUCCAGGCCGCUUACUGAGAGGCAGAGGAGGCAGAGGACGCAGAGGACGCAGCGGGCAGAGCACCACUAAGCAGAGACCCCUCCCAAAAGUUGGCAGUGGGAGGUUGUAAAUGCGUUUCGUUUUUCCUUUUGUUAACAUUUACUGUAAAUAUUGUAGUUUUCUACUUAUUUAAAAAGUACCUCCCUUUUUCCUCUAUUUGAAACUAAGAUUUAUUUUCUUAAUCCCAAAUGAGCAUUCAGGGAAUUUUGUAAUUUAAAGUUUUAUUAUAUGAAAUGGGAGCAAUUUAUUUUUACACAGCAGCUACAUGCUAGAAGCAAAUGUAUUAAUUGUUAGGUAGUCUGGUAGAAUGCAAUGUGGAAUUGUCUUUUCAGCAGGCACAUAAUUUGGUUUUUGAUUUCUGUCUACUUGACUGACCAAAUGUAACUCCAAAUGUAUUUUUGGAGAACAGCUGUACUUUAUUUUCAUCCUGUAAAAAGAAAACUGUGGAGGACUUUGUAACAGUUGCUAAUAAAUAACAUAUGAUUAACA
Molecule: messenger RNA, 1588 nt
Organism: Gymnodraco acuticeps
Lineage: Eukaryota; Metazoa; Chordata; Actinopteri; Perciformes; Bathydraconidae
Product: protein LSM14 homolog B-B-like
Molecular function (GO): mRNA binding
Source: RefSeq, a predicted model, not a curated record